AUAAAUAGGGAUGAAGAAUACAUCAUGGUGAAUAAUCUUUAUGAUGUGGAAACUAAGACACAGCUUCAACUUCUAACACCUUUAGCUAUCAAGUUGAUACAAGGUCCAGUUUUACUGGCUUAUCCAUUCCAUUAUCUGACUGGAUUUUGCUGUUCUUGCUCCAGUUCAAAAGGUAAACACCUACGAGGAAACCAGUCUUGUGAAGAAGAUUUAGAUUUAUACAAUGCAAGUACUCACUGUCUUAAUUUUAGCAAAUACUGGUAUACUGUAAACUCACUUGAACACCCUAUGAUUGAACAUACACUUUUUAUGAACUUCUUCUUUCGGCGGGAAUCACCCAGUAACUACCACUGGUGGGACUUAACUCAUCGACAAGAAUUCACUAUAGGAUCCCACAACUAUCACGAGUUUAAUCCUGAGAAAACGGUAAUUGCAACCUAUGUUGCUGAGAGGCCGAAGGAGGAGAGCAUUAAACUUGACUACAAGAACAAACGUCUCUUAAUUCCUCAGCUUAUGCCUGGCCUAACUUCAAGUGAAUUGCCACCACGAUAUGCUAGAGGAGCAUCUGAUUACAUUAUUUUGUCAAAAGAUUUAAUAGAAGGUGAUGGUGGAGAAUGUGAUAAAGCAGGGGUCAGUUAUAGAGCCUUCUUUUACCAAACCAAUCGUUGUAAAGUGCCUCCUGGGACUUGCUUAAAAAAUCAACCACUUGAUCUCUGGAAUGAAGAUGAUAAGAAACUUAAGGCUGGGAAGAAAGGUUCUUUCUUGCUUCGAUUCUAUGGCAUGCCUCAUAAAGACGCAAUCCUGAUAAACAAGACCACUGGUCAACACUGGCUAGCUCUAGAGUACACUUACCGUCACCUCACUAUUGUUCAUAUUGAAAUUGAUGCGAGGAACAUAACUGUUUUACGAAAAGGUCAUUUUGCACAAUUGAAUGCCAUAGUGACUUCGAGUACAGCUGGUACUAGUCAGAUACAUGUACACGUUCUAAACACUGGCUUGGUCGCAGCUCGAUUCACUGCUAAAGCUGUGAAGUGUAGUGAGGGAGUGUCUGACAGUUCGGAAGAUUCAGUGCUCAUUCCUCCUCAGAGUAAGAAAGUAUUGUUGUUAUUUGUUCAGCUUGGAUCACUGGAUAUUAAUGACGAUAUUCUUUGCACAGUGAAGUUGAGAAGUGAAAAUGUGGAACAAGUGGCUGAGAGACAAGCUGUUGUGAAACCUAAGGGCCGUUGUAUUUGUUACAUGCAUUGCAAGUGUACAUGCAUAAAAGAAAGUUUAUCUUGCAAGCUUGUCACAAUAGAAGAUUACCACAAAGCUGGUUUCCGUGGUUCUUUGCCUGUGCUACAUACAUUGAAAUAUCACCAAAUCUUCACCAUCCUUUUCAUCAUAAUUGUUAUCAAUAUUGUAUUCUUAAUCAUUG
Limulus polyphemus (Atlantic horseshoe crab) is the source of this 1414-nucleotide messenger RNA. RefSeq names its product hapless 2-like. The annotation marks the transcript as partial. Lineage: Eukaryota; Metazoa; Arthropoda; Merostomata; Xiphosura; Limulidae. The transcript has 10 exons. The record is from RefSeq and is a predicted model, not a curated record.